This is a messenger RNA of Kickxella alabastrina, 699 nucleotides long. RefSeq lists its product as uncharacterized. The transcript has a single exon. Lineage: Eukaryota; Fungi; Kickxellomycota; Kickxellomycetes; Kickxellales; Kickxellaceae. The record is from RefSeq and is a predicted model, not a curated record. The coding region runs from base 1 to 699 and encodes 232 amino acids. Gene Ontology annotation, molecular function: nucleic acid binding.
AUGGACCGCGAGGGCUGGCGAACGGGUGUUUUGGAAAGAAUCGUCUGGGGCAUUCGUGAGCGCAUGCGCCAGCAGAGGUUGGCGGCAGGGUCUGGGGGUGCGUCGAGUGGCGACAGUUCUGAUAGCAGCUCCAGCUCCAGCUCCAGCCCCAGCUCCGGCGACUCGGGCUCGGGCUCGGAUUCAGACAGCUCUUCCUCUUCCUCUUCCUCCUCCUCCAGCUCUUCUUCUGCUGGCAGCCAGGAGCCCAAGGCCCUGCCCACCCACAUCAACCGGGCGCUGGGCAGCAGCAACCUUGGGUUUCAAAUGCUGGCCAAACUCGGGUGGCAGCAGGGCCAAGGUCUAGGCGCCACCAGCAACGGCAUUCUCGAGCCCAUCCGCCCACCCACCCGCUUCAGCUCGGUAAAACCCGCUCGCAACAGUCACCGCCGCAGCAGAAGCACUGCGGCCAGCGGCAGCAGCAGUGGUAGGAAGCAGAAGGCCGUGGCGAGGCCGUCUUUGGGCACUGGCACUGUGGAGUAUGUGGCUCCCUUGGAGGAGGAGCUGGCUGCUGAGUUCGAGUCGUAUAGGAGGAAAAUGAGCUGCGCUUAUCGCCGCACCCCCACUGACGCCGCUGCCGCUGGAGCUGGCCUUGGUGCUAAGCGGGAGGCAGGCAGGAAGCGCAGGAAAAUCAGUCAGAGCAACAGGCGGAAUCCUGGUUGA